GUCUGAGGGUUAUACUUUGAGCUUCCCCCAUCCUGCAAGGCCACUCAACCAUGUGCUAGCUAGAGUAAUCUUUAUUCACAAUGUCUUUACAAAGGCUCCUGCAGCAGAGUAGCAAUGGCAAUUUUGUGGAGUACUGUGCUGGGCAAGCCUGUAGCUCUUACUCCACACUCACAGGCAGCUUUCCCAUGGAUGAUAAUAGAAGGCUUCAAAUGCUGGCAGACACUGUGGCUACUUUACCUCGAGGAAGAAAGCAGCUUGCUCUGACGAGAUCAAGUUCUUUGGGUGACUUUUCCUGGUCUCAAAGGAAGCUUGUUACUGUGGAAAAGCAAGAUAAUGGAACAUUUGGAUUUGAAAUUCAGACUUACAGGCUCCAGAACCAGAACACUUGCUCCUCAGAGAUGUGCACUCUGAUCUGCAAAAUCCAGGAGGAUAGCCCAGCUCAGUGUGCUGGCCUGCAAGCUGGUGAUGUCCUUGCAAAUAUCAAUGGUGUGAGCACGGAAGGCUUUACCCACAAACAAGUUGUUGACCUGAUCAGAUCAUCAGGAAACCUGCUAACGAUAGAGACUCUUAAUGGAACAAUGAUUCUCAAAAGAACAGAGCUUGAGGCAAAACUGCAAGUUUUAAAGCAAACCUUGAAGAAAAAAUGGGUGGAGUUCAGAUCUCUACAGUUACAGGAACAGCGCCUGCUUCAUGGUGAUGCGGCUAACUGCCCAAGUUUGGAAAACAUGGACAUAGACGAAUCAACUUUGUUUGGAACCCUGCCUGGUCCAGCCCUCAUGGACCGGAAUCGAUUAUCCAGUGAAAGCAGCUGUAAGAGCUGGCUGAGCUCCAUGACCAUAGACAGUGAGGAUGGCUACCAGACAUGUGUGUCUGAGGACUCAAGCAAGGAAGCCUUCAGCCGGCAAACAAGCACAGAUGAUGAGUGCUUUAUCCCCAAGGAGGGGGAGGAUUUUCUGAAGAGGUCUUCUUCAAGGAGGAACCGGAGUAUUAGCUCUGCCAGCAGUGGGUCCAUGUCUCCCUUGUGGGAAGGCAACUUCUCAAGCAUGUUUGGGACCCUGCCCAGGAAAAGCAGAAGGGGAAGUGUCCGGAAACAACUCUUGAAAUUUAUCCCUGGCCUUCACCGCGCUGUGGAAGAGGAAGAGAGUCGCUUUUAACGGGUCCUAGUGCCCUUUUAUAUUAGCUUAUUUCGUAACAGUCUUUAGAUUCAUUUAGAUCAGCUCCACCCAGUUUAGUGGGAAAGUGCACACAGAUUGCAAAACUGACAUCCCAUUUUAUGGCAAUAAUGACCUUUAUUUAAAUUUUCAUGACAUUAUUUUUUCUUCUUCAAUUUUUUUUUUUUAACCAGCACAGCUUAAGUUCUAAGCAGAUAGUUGGGAAAUUAAGUAAUAAGUUAGGAAAUAUAAUAAAUGAAUACAAAUGCCUGCUCCUGUUAAUGCUGCUUGUGAAAGCAAAAGAGAUAUUUAUUUUCCAGAUUAUUCAUGGUAAAAGUUGAGAACUUUUUUGGAGUCAAGUGUGAAUAAAAAAGUGACAGAAUAUAAUUAUGUGAAACACCUUCUGUAGGUUAAUUGGUAAGUUAUAAAAUUUUAUAGUUGCUUAAGCUCAGUAGCCUUUGGGGAAUCCUAUUAAUAGGCAAUUUUGAAUGUUUCUGUUCAAUUCUAUGAAAGAUUAUAAACGAAGGUGAUCAUCAGCCUUUUUUUUUUUACAUCUACAGUGACAAUAAAUCAAGCAGGAAGUAUAAGAUUUAAUAUGAGAGUUUAAAUUUUAUGAGAUCCAUGGAAAGAUGUUAUCUAAGGUGGGUGCUGAGGUAUAUUAUAAUAAUGUCUUUCUUAUAGUCAGCCUAAACAAAAUGAGUGGAGAUGUCAUUCUUAACCUGAUUCAACUUUUGUUCUGCCUAAGCAUUGAUGAUAAGUCUAGAACUCUCAAGAUACUAUAGCCUUGUGAUUAUUUUUGAAUAAAUGUUUAAAAUUUUAAAAAUUAGAGUCAGGAAAAGGAUUUUCCUCUAGUAGAUUUUUUUUUCACUUUACUCUUCACUUUAUAUUUCAUAUCCCAAAGAGUGAUUGCCUCAGCACUCUUUUUCUAUGAUACUAACAUAUCAUAUUACUUCCAGCCUUGUAAUAAUAUUUUUACUCCAUACCCAUUAAAGUCCAUGAUUUCUCUGUUCUAGUGAUACAGCUGCUCAUUAUCUAUACUCUAGAACAGAUAAUCUGGACACUGUAAUAAAUAGUUCUUUCUGAUUUUAUAUUCUGAGUGUGUCUAUCAAAUAGAGACAUUUGACCGUUGAGUUUGAGUGUAACUGUUACACUUAAAUAAACUGAGUAAAGAAUGAGUCAUAUUUGAGUGAAAAAAAAAAAAGUGAGGAUGAGGAAGCCUGUAGGGUAAGAAAUAAGUAACAAAAAAAAAAAAUAGAAAAACGUUUCCAGUUGGGACUUGCUUUCUAUUAAUUCUUUGAACUCAGAGAUAUCCAGUGGCCUCUAUUUGAGAAUUAUUCAUGUGAAAAGUAAGGUUUUCACAGGAACAAUAGCAGUUGUGUCUAUCACUUACUCAAUAGAAAGCAGGUUAAAAAUGCUUUCCACUUGAUCCCAGAGAUAACCCCAUAGAGAGAUAAUAGACAUGCAAAUAAGGAAGCAGAAAUUCAGAGAAGUCCCUUGGUCAGGUGCAGGGCUGAUAUCAGAGUCAGUUCUUCCCAGCACUAACUUAUCCUCUAAGUUUCUCUAGAUAUCAUACACUUUAGCUGGUUCUAUGUAGUUAUCAUCACAGUACUACCCCCUGCCCCACCCUUAAGAAUAUUUAAGACAUAUGAUUGUAGAUAUUGAAUGAAUAAGGAUAUUGUAAACAGGAAAAAAAUUUCUACUUAGUAAAUAGGAAAACAAAUAUACAUUAAGGGUGGACUUUUUCUCCUGGCCUCUACAUGCAAGUUUUCAGAUAUAAGCACAUUAAUAACUGCAUGGUUAGCAACACAUACGUUUUCAACAAGGGCUUGCAUAACAAUUGUAAAUCAGUAUUGACUGAUACUGCUUAUUUUUCAUUAUAGACUAGAAUUAUCAUGUUAAAUAUUGGUUUACAUGAAUGUAGCAUUUGCUGUUAAUCCUGUUUUGACAAGUCUGGGGGGAAAUAAAUAUCACAUUUUUUUGAGGACUUCUACAAUGUGAACAAUGUUUCAAGAACUACCACAGUUCGGAAACGUAGACAAAAUGUCGUUUGCUUCUCUAUGGUUUUAAGUGUUAAGUAUACUGUAAUGCUUCUUUCUUACAGUAAACAUCAAACCCCAAAUGGUACUGGGAAGAAGUGCAGCAUGUUUCAUUGUAGUCUGUGAUAAGAAGAAUUAGAGUCAAGACUUAGAUAUAUUCUGGAAAAAAAGUUAAGCACUUUUUAACCAAAGUGCAGGAAGGAAGAGUGUUGUCAUGUUUUGUGUGUUCACAUGUUGUAAGAAAACUGUUUAGUGGAAAUGUGGGUAAAUUUCUCACAGCACAGCUUUUCACAGACUGAAUGUGACCUCAGUGGGGCUCUAGAAGAUUUCAUUCUCUAAUCUUCUGGCACAAUGACCACAAUGACUCACUUUGAUGUAAUUUACUUGGAACAGAAAAGCAAAGAGUUGUUUUUUUUUUUUUUUAACCCUAAAGUUGUCAAAUACGUAAUACUGGUGAAUUUUAUUAUUGACAAUUUGUCAUGAACAUGCAUUUUUCUCAUACAGCAUUGAUUAAUAAGCCAAAUUUGAAUCCUGGGUAUAUUGGGAAUUAUUCUGACAUGAGAUUAAAGGAAUGCCACUGUCUCAGACAGGUUGGAACUAUAUAUUUUGAAAUGAACUUUUAUUUACCACUUUCUACUUUGCAAUACUUUUAUAUCUUAGUUGCAUGAUACAAACAGUAUUAAAAAAUCCUAGUUUGAACUAAAAAUCAAACUUGGACACAAUUUGUGUAUACUAGUCAUAAAGGAUAAAUAUUUAUGGAUAUGUACAAUCUAAGUACAGUAAAUAGUACAUAACAACCAUACCAAAUCCUUCAGGUCACAGAAUUAUUGGUGAUUUAUAUCCAUUUCCUUACAGAACUCUGGGCCAUGCAAUAAAAAUUUGAUGCCUUUCGGAAAUAAAGAAUGCUAUUCUUCAGUGUCAAAA
Messenger RNA from Phacochoerus africanus (Common warthog), 4111 nucleotides. It is a transcript of the gene CYTIP, whose product is annotated as cytohesin 1 interacting protein. The coding region runs from base 81 to 1154 and encodes 357 amino acids. Gene Ontology annotation, cellular component: cell cortex. Gene Ontology annotation, biological process: regulation of cell adhesion. The record is from RefSeq and is a predicted model, not a curated record. NCBI's taxonomy places the organism in Eukaryota, Metazoa, Chordata, Mammalia, Artiodactyla, Suidae. The transcript is spliced from 8 exons. Gene Ontology annotation, molecular function: protein binding.